Diachasma alloeum is the source of this 600-nucleotide messenger RNA. RefSeq lists its product as uncharacterized. The transcript has 5 exons. Bases 2 to 445 code for a protein of 147 amino acids. Gene Ontology annotation, molecular function: odorant binding. The record is from RefSeq and is a predicted model, not a curated record. NCBI's taxonomy places the organism in Eukaryota, Metazoa, Arthropoda, Insecta, Hymenoptera, Braconidae.
CAUGCUUGCGAAAACUAUCGUUCUUGUCGCUUGUAUUGCUGCAGCGACGGCUUUGCCCGUACCUCUACAUGAAGCCACUUGGGUUUCAAUUUACAAAAAAUGCAUAUUGAAUGCAGUGCGAUUCAUUUCAACGUCUGCAAUGGAACCAGGUCUCCAAGUUUGUGUCAUGAAAGAAGCAGGAACUAUGACAGAGGAUGGAGUCUGGAAGGUCGAGCAAAUCAUUGAUUUUAUCCCGAAAGAGGAACCUAAAUACGAUGGCAUUGUUUCAACAAUGAGAACCUGUGCCCAAGAAGCUACUGGUAAAACAGAAGGUGAGACAGCUAUGUUCUUGCCGAAAUGUUUGGCCGAAAAAUUGCCAUGUGAGGAUCAUCCAUGCCAUGUUACUGCCAAUCUGCUGGUGGUGUUAAAUGCUUCAAUGCUUCCGACUGUUCCACAGCGAAGAUGAGAUCGAAUAUGACAAGAGACGCGACACAUUUAUGUUGCGAAAAAGAAAGGUUAGAGUGUUAUAUCCUUGCUGACAUGUUUGGCUGACGAAUUUCCAUAUAAAAAUCAUUCAUGGAAUGCUGCUGCACAUCUACUGAUCUUGCUCAAUGUUGAAAU